Messenger RNA from Seminavis robusta, 1268 nucleotides. NCBI's taxonomy places the organism in Eukaryota, Bacillariophyta, Bacillariophyceae, Naviculales, Naviculaceae. The record is from the annotation of a GenBank genome assembly.
GCUCAUUCGUGGAACUUGACAUUGAGCCCUUGAUGAAGUCCGUCACACUUGGAAUCUUUUGCAAAACAGCACUGAACUUUGAAGUAGUGACUGGCGAGGAUGGCAUGAGCCCAUGUCCACAGGCCACUGCCUUUGAAUACUUGAGUGAACAAAUGAUGAAGCGUUUUAGCAAUCCCCUUUGGCCUCGACACUUUUUUUACUGGAUUCCCACUGAACAGAACCGUCAACAGAUAAAGGAACAACACUUUGUUCGUUCCUUCUUGACCAACCUGAUUACGGAAAAGCGCAAGUCUAUUGAAGAGAGCCAUGCCAGUGAAACAGAUAAGGAUCUUCUGACACAUCUUUUGAAGGCUCACAACACUGCCAAGAGCAUGGGCAUUGUGGAAGCUGAACAGGUCACAGACGACAACCUCACUGACAUUCUCAUGUCACUUUUUAGUGCGGGUUAUGACACAACAUCAAUGACUUUGUGCACUGCAUUGUACUUGCUCGCUCAACACCCUCAAGCUCAAGAGCACUGUGUCAGAGAAAUCCAGAACACGAAGGGUGGAUUGGUUGAUCCACAUGACUUGGUGUACUGCAGGGCUGUGAUCUUGGAGGCUCUUCGAAUGUACCCUCCAGUGGUUACUACCCUCCGCACCAUGACAAAGCCAGUGGAGCUCAGCGGAGGUCUUGUGAUCCCUAAAGACUCUGAUGAGUUUGUUCCUAUCUAUGGCAUCCACCAUGAUGAGAACCUCUUUGCUCUUCCCUCUGAGUUUCGUCCGGAUCGUUGGGUGUCAGCAGAGGAAGGGAAAGAAGGAUGCUGGAUGGAACGAAGUGCCUUGGAUGAUUCUGGUGAAAUUCCAGCAGCCAAUCAUUCCAAUUUAUUGGCUUUCUCAGCUGGUGGCAGGAAUUGUGUGGGUAUGAAGUUUGCCAUUCAAGAAGCUGUCCUUGUCCUUGCCAACUUGUUGAAAGGGCUUGAAUUCGCAGCUGUCCCCAGCUUUGAACUCAAGAGCUCCAACCAGGUUAUUCUCCAUAAACCUGACAAUGGUGUUCUUCUCAAUGUUAGCACUAGGGUGUGAAUUGUUUCUGGCCAGAGUGUCUGGGGUUAAGCCAAUGAGUUGGAGGCUGCGGUGAAGAGUAGCUAGAAGUAAGAACAAAGUAGUGCAAGCCCAAAGCAAAAUUGGACCCAACGACAACACCAGUAGACGAGGAACCUUGCUCCAUGAGUCUCCACCAACUCCAAUGGCAAGGAAGUCAAGGCUACUACUGUAGGGAGCCAGCCAGCC